GCCUUCCGAUCGUAACGUAGGCACGCAUGGCACCGGAAGCGGAAGCGCUUGAGAAGUUCCGGCGGAAGUGGCCGUUGUCCGGGGAGACGCAGCGCUGUGGUGGGAAUGCGGUGGCGGCUGCUGCUGGCGCUGGCCGGGCUCGGCUGGGCCCUCCCGGACGGGGCGGUAACGGAGCCGGGCGCCGGCGGUUCCGCGCCGGUCAGCGGCGAAGCGGUGCGGUACCGGACGGCGGAGAUAGCUGACGCGAUGCUGGGCAGCGAGCCGCCGGGUCAGCCACCCGUGGUGCUCUCAGCGGUGCCGGGAGAGGCGAGGGAAGGGCGGGCGUCGGAGGCUUGCGAGGCGGCGGCCGUUGGAGGGGAAUGCGGCGCUGGGAGCGGGCCCGCUGCUCCUCCCGCCCCGCCCGAAGCGGCCGUCGUGCUGGAGACCGUGCUGCCCGCCGGCGAGGAGCCCAACGGCACUGCCGAGAGCGUGAAGGCCCCCAAGGUGAGCUGCGAAGAGAGGAACGUUACCGGUGUCAGCAACUUCACGCUGCAAAUCCUGAACGUGUCCCAGGAUCUGAUGGAGUUCUUAAACCCCAACAGCAGUGACUGUACAUUGGUCCUGUUCUAUACGCCGUGGUGCCGCUUUUCCGUAAACCUGGCACCUCACUUCAAUUCCUUACCUCGAGCAUUUCCUGCUCUUCGCUUCCUGGCACUGGAUGCAUCACAGCAUAGCAGUUUAUCAACUCGGUUUGGAACUGUAGCUGUACCCAAUAUCCUCCUUUUCCAAGGGGCUAAACCUAUGGCUAGAUUUAAUCAUACAGACAGAACGCUGGAAACACUGAAAGACUUCAUUUUUAAUCAAACAGGUAUAGAAGCUAAAAGUGAUGUGACUGUGACAGAGGAAGACUGGAAGGGGCCUCUGCCCAGCGUUCUGACAAAAGGAGUAGACUGGCUGCUCCUGUUUUCCGUGCUCUUUCUGGCUAGCUUUAUCAUGUAUGCUACCAUUCGGACUGAGAGCAUUCGGUGGCUGAUCCCAGGGCAAGAGCAUGAACACCAAGAGUGAUUUGAGAUGCUGAAGCAGGGGCACAAUUCCCAAGUGUAAAGCAGGAUUUGCGUGGACUGAAUGAAGUGCUGAAUUUGUUGGUUGUCAUUUAUAAUGUUGACAGAAAAUCCGCUUUAUUUACCAACUCCCGAGUCUGUAAAAAGCAAACUGAGGUAAACAGAGUGGUAAGUAAACUAAUAUGAAGAAACGUGAACUAAAAAAGUAUUUAUUAAAGUGGUCUGACCUGUU
Messenger RNA from Numida meleagris (helmeted guineafowl), 1272 nucleotides. RefSeq names its product thioredoxin domain containing 15 (gene TXNDC15). Gene Ontology annotation, cellular component: cilium. Gene Ontology annotation, biological process: cilium assembly. NCBI's taxonomy places the organism in Eukaryota, Metazoa, Chordata, Aves, Galliformes, Numididae. The transcript is spliced from 5 exons. Bases 106 to 1044 code for a protein of 312 amino acids. The record is from RefSeq and is a predicted model, not a curated record.